Messenger RNA from Orycteropus afer afer, 1747 nucleotides. It is a transcript of the gene MAP2K5, whose product is annotated as mitogen-activated protein kinase kinase 5. Gene Ontology annotation, molecular function: protein binding; ATP binding; protein kinase activity. NCBI's taxonomy places the organism in Eukaryota, Metazoa, Chordata, Mammalia, Tubulidentata, Orycteropodidae. Gene Ontology annotation, biological process: protein phosphorylation. The record is from RefSeq and is a predicted model, not a curated record.
CCUUCUCCAACUAUAGAACCUCCAGACUUCUGCUAGUUCCUACUGCCCCCUGCUCCCUAUCACCCCUCAUCCUUCACAGAGCCUGCUUUCUUGCCUGUGGGCCCCUUCCUGACCACCUCACCUCUCUUCACUCCCCCCUCUCCCUCCAGAAGUCUCUUUCCAUCCUCUACCCUCUUCCUCCCCCAACCCUCUUGCCUCCUUUUUGAGCCCCCGCCUAAACCAGGGGCCAGUGGGUACCCCGUACCGCAGGAUGUGAGCCCCUUUGAUCUGUAAUGCUGUGGCUGGCCCUUGGCCCCUUCUAUGCCAUGGAGAACCAGGUGCUAGUCAUUCGCAUCAAGAUUCCAAACAGUGGCGCGGUGGACUGGACGGUGCACUCCGGGCCGCAGUUACUCUUCAGGGAUGUGCUGGAUGUGAUAGGCCAGGUUCUGCCUGAAGCAACAACCACAGCAUUUGAAUAUGAAGAUGAAGAUGGUGAUCGAAUUACAGUGAGAAGUGAUGAAGAAAUGAAGGCAAUGCUGUCAUAUUAUUAUUCCACAGUAAUGGAACAACAAGUAAAUGGACAGUUAAUAGAGCCUCUGCAGAUAUUUCCGAGAGCCUGCAAGCCUCCUGGGGAACGGAACAUACAUGGCCUGAAGGUGAAUACCCGGGCCGGAGCCUCCCAACAUGGCAGCCCAGCAGUCUCAGAUUCACUGCCAAGCAAUAGCUUAAAAAAGUCUUCUGCUGAACUGAAAAAAAUAUUAGCCAAUGGCCAGAUGAAUGAACAAGACAUACGGUAUCGAGAUACCCUUGGCCAUGGCAACGGAGGCACAGUCUACAAAGCAUACCAUGUCCCGAGUGGGAAAAUACUAGCUGUAAAGGUCAUACUGCUAGAUAUUACACUGGAACUUCAGAAGCAAAUUAUGUCUGAAUUGGAAAUUCUUUAUAAGUGCGAUUCAUCAUAUAUCAUAGGGUUUUAUGGUGCAUUUUUCGUAGAAAACAGGAUUUCAAUAUGUACAGAAUUCAUGGAUGGGGGAUCUUUGGAUGUAUAUAGAAAAAUCCCAGAGCAUGUCCUUGGAAGAAUUGCAGUCGCAGUGGUGAAAGGCCUUACCUAUUUGUGGAGUUUAAAGAUUUUACAUAGAGAUGUGAAGCCCUCCAAUAUGCUAGUAAACACGAGAGGACAAGUCAAGCUGUGUGAUUUUGGAGUUAGCACUCAGCUGGUGAAUUCUAUAGCCAAGACGUAUGUUGGAACAAAUGCUUAUAUGGCGCCUGAAAGAAUUUCAGGGGAGCAGUAUGGAAUCCAUUCUGACGUCUGGAGCUUAGGAAUCUCUUUCAUGGAGCUUGCUCUUGGGAGGUUUCCAUAUCCUCAGAUUCAGAAAAACCAGGGAUCUUUAAUGCCUCUCCAGCUUCUGCAGUGCAUUGUUGAUGAGGAUUCGCCCGUCCUUCCGGUUGGAGAGUUCUCUGAGCCAUUUGUACAUUUCAUCACUCAGUGCAUGCGAAAGCAGCCAAAAGAAAGGCCAGCACCUGAGGAGUUGAUGGGCCACCCGUUCAUCGUGCAGUUCAACGAUGGGAAUGCCACCGUGGUGUCCAUGUGGGUGUGCAGGGCACUGGAGGAGAGGCGGAGCCAGCAGGGGCCCCUGUGAGGCCUCAGGGGUGCUGAAAGCCCAGAAUUGGAGACCAAGUGACAACCCCGCCUGUUGCCCCUCUCUCCGUCUGCUGCCUGCACCAGAAGAGCUUUACUGGGCCCCAGCUUCCUUGCUCUCUUGCCUUC